GUCACUUUCAAUUUCUGCCUAUAAAUUCACCAAUUCCAUCAAGGCAUUUCCAUAAUUGUGCCAUCCACUUCAAACCAUAGAAAUCACAUUGAGAACAAAAAAGAGAGAGGAAAGACAUGGAGUCUAAGGGGUCCAAUUUGAUUAAGCUUCUGCUACUAGUGAAUUUCUCAGUUCUCUGUGUUGCACAGGAUUUUGAUUUCUUCUACUUUGUUCAGCAGUGGCCAGGAUCAUACUGUGACACAGACAAGAGUUGCUGCUACCCAACAACUGGGAAGCCUGAUGCAGAUUUUGGCAUUCAUGGUCUGUGGCCUAAUUACAACACUGGAUCAUACCCAUCUAACUGUGAUUCUAGUAACCCUUUCAAGCAAUCUCAGAUAUCUGAUCUCACAAGCAGUUUGCAAAGGGAAUGGCCCACACUAGCAUGCCCAAGUGGCAAUGGGAUUCAAUUCUGGACUCAUGAAUGGGAAAAACAUGGCACUUGCUCAGAGUCAAACCUUAACCAACAUGCUUAUUUUGCAGCUGGUCUCAGCCUCAAACAGAAAGCCAACCUCCUCCAAUCUCUUACAAGUGCAGGAAUACAACCAGAUGGGCAAUUCUACAGCUUGAGCAGCAUCAAAGGAGCUAUAAAGGAUGGAACUGGGUUUACUCCAUACAUUGAGUGCAAUGUGGACUCAUCUGGUAACAGCCAGCUAUAUCAAGUUUACUUGUGUGUGGACACUUCUGGUUCUGACUUCAUUGAGUGCCCUGUGUUCCCCCAUGGCAAAUGUGGAUCCAGCAUUGAAUUCCCAACUUUUUGAUUUCUAGGAUUGAGUAGAAGAAGUUUGUAAGAUAGCCUUAUCUGCAAUUUCAUUUGCUUACAUGUUGUCCUUUUGGUAUCUUAUAGUGAUCAACUGUGCCUGGGCUUUUUAUUAUUCAAUGAAAAGUUUAUUCUGGCUAACAGUAGGUACUAGAUAGUAUUGUAUUUUCCAAGUUGAGUUAUUAUAUGCAAUUGAAAACCAA
Messenger RNA from Lotus japonicus, 999 nucleotides. Its product is annotated as ribonuclease 1-like. Gene Ontology annotation, molecular function: ribonuclease T2 activity; RNA binding. The transcript has 4 exons. Gene Ontology annotation, cellular component: extracellular region. NCBI's taxonomy places the organism in Eukaryota, Viridiplantae, Streptophyta, Magnoliopsida, Fabales, Fabaceae. The coding region runs from base 117 to 797 and encodes 226 amino acids. Gene Ontology annotation, biological process: RNA catabolic process. The record is from RefSeq and is a predicted model, not a curated record.